Molecule: messenger RNA, 297 nt
Organism: Staurois parvus
Lineage: Eukaryota; Metazoa; Chordata; Amphibia; Anura; Ranidae
Source: the annotation of a GenBank genome assembly
UUCAGUACCAAAAGCGGUAACCCCGAGCUACACUCGGGCUUACCAUGCGGCGUUCCACAGGGAUUCCCUACAGCGCUUACCUUGUCCUUUGCUCCCGCGAUGCGUCCCCUGCAGCGUCCCCGGCCAUCUCUCCUCCGGCUGAUGCCAGCAUCUGGCUUCCGUGUUCCGGUCCCUGUGACGUCGGGAAGUACGGGCGGCAAAUUUGAAAAUUUUAAAAAAAUGAAUUGUUUUUUUAAAACGAUUACUUUGUCCCUACUGCUUUGUCCUGUGCCCUGCCUGCAUUUUGACUGUUCUUUC